AAAUAGCUUCAGGAAGUCCCUGAAACUGACCAGACUCACCAAGCCCCUCCCUGCCAUAAUAAACAAUAAGAGCUGAACAUCUUUCUCAGACUAAGAGCUGAGCUUCAGAGAGGAAAAAAAGCUACAAAGAGGACUCUGAGACAAGACCCACUCACUUCCUUGAAGAAGCAGAAACCUCCAGAGCUGCCUGGAAGAGAGUUAGACCAACUGAGACACCUGGAGAGGACCCUCUCCAGCCAGUUGGGCUGCCUGAAGACUGUGCAGUGUGCUCCAGGUGCUGCUUUUCUGAAGUUGCUUGCGGGACUUCUCACCGUUGCUGCAGAAAUAAAUAGGUGAGGCCGCUGGCCGCUAGGACUUCCCACUCCGUAUGAAUGCCGCCAGCCCCGGACCGGGACCUCACUGCUUCUGCCGCCUCGGACCGCGGGACUAAGCGACCCUUGCCGCGACUUCCUUUCCGGGCCCCCUCGCAUCUCACCGCUGUCUUUCUGGAUUGACCUCGUGGACUCCUGUCUCGCCUUCCCACCGUGAACAUCAAUAUGUGUCAUGUCAUUGUCACCUGCCGCUCGAUGCUCUGGACCCUCCUGAGUAUCGUAGUGGCCUUUGCCGAGCUCGUCGCCUUCAUGAGCGCAGACUGGCUGAUUGGGAAAGCCAAGACCCGCGGCGCCGGCGCCGAGCCGGCAGGCACUGACUCGGAGCCCUACUACCUGGGCAUCCUUUGCAUCCGCACGCCGGGCAUGCAGCAAGUCCCUCGGGACACACUGUGUGGGACCUACGCCAAGAGCUUCGGGGAGAUCGCCAGCGGUUUCUGGCAAGCCACUGCUAUUUUCCUGGCCAUGGGGAUCUUCAUUCUCUCCGUGGUGGCCUUGGUGUCCGUCUUCAGCAUGUGCGUGCAAAGCAUCAUGAAGAAAAGCAUUUUCAACGUCUGCGGGCUCCUGCAGGGAAUUGCAGGUCUUUUCCUCAUCCUCGGCCUGAUACUCUACCCUGCGGGCUGGGGCUGCCAGAAAGCCAUAGACUGUGGACGGCAUGCAUCUCCCUACAAACCUGGAGACUGUUCCCUGGGCUGGGCCUUCUAUACGGCCACUGGGGGCACGGUGCUCACGUUCAUCUGUGCCGUCUUCUCCGCACAAGCAGAGAUCGCAACCUCCAGCGACAAAGUCCAGGAAGAAAUUGAAGAGGGGAAGAACCUGGUCUGCCUGCUGUAGUCUGGAAGACGUGAAUGCCGCCGUUACCUUUCUUUAUGACUUGUGACACAGUCUUCGCCAUUUGAAUCAAGUGAAGAACCAGUCUUGACCUAGCAGAGCCACACUCCACAGCCCAGGCCUUCGUGAGACCAGCGAGGGGUCGCUCAGCAAGCAGAGUUCUUGCACACGCAGGCUGCAGUGCACAUAAGGAGACCAGACAAGGACAUGUGUAGCCCAACUGCGGAGUCCCCUCAGACUCUGUCUCCCCAGAGAUCCAGAAAGGACAGUGAUCUGACUCAGCAAGGCAGGCAGCAAUCUCCUGGAAGCAGAGAGGCCAGCCGGCCUCAGGGUGGUUUGAGGCAGGUUUCUGGCUCAGAGCCAUGUGUCUAUGAACAUCUCAGGAUGCAGGCUCAAGGUGGUGUCUGUUUUCUCCUAGUUCUUUCAAGUUGUUUCAACUGGAGACUGAGAGGAAGACUACAGACUGCUGAUAGCGGGGUGCAUGCUGAGGUUGCAGCAUGACACCAGUUUGCUCAGCAGACCAAAGGCUCAGUGGGGAUGGAGUAGACUCCCGCAGUGGACUACUCUAGUCUGAGUUAAGACAGACAGUCAGUCAGCCUGGUGCCUAAACUAGCCCCUCCUCCUGGCAGUUAGUUUUCUCCUGGGGUUGGGGUUGUGCAGGCUGCCCAAGGGAACCUCAGUGUUCUUCCUUCCCAAAGACAGCGGCCUCCAGAGCCAGCUGUGGCUCGUGCAGAUGUUCACAGGGAGAACUCCAGCCUCUGCAGGGAGGACUUUCUGUUUGGUGACUGUGCUGUCUAGCCAGCUGGCUCCCAUCCCAUUGGCAUUCUUUGCAGAGAAAGCAGGAGCUAGUCACGAAGGUUUCUAUAGCUUCUGGUGUUGGUCCUGACAGCGGACAGGGUGACAAUCACUGCCACUGCCAACUUGCAUCAAAAAAAUCCCACCCCCAGGGAAGCACAGAACAAAUCAGGGGCUAGACCAAGCUCAGCACACCUGCCUAGGCAUGCUUACAACAAUCACCAAAUACCACUACUAAAAAGGACUCAGGGCCUUUAAUCCAGUUUCCACAAAUUAUCCAUAUAACCAAAGUAGCCAGAAAUACCAGAGUCUGGCAAUAUAUAAGCCUUGCAGAUAGAGACCCUCUGUAAAAGUGGAAGUGGAGUGAGGACCCAUUUGGUUUUAGAGAUAUGUUUCCACUAAGGGCAUUGUCUUAAAAGUUAAAUAGUUAAGCACUUUCUACUGGCAAGUGUUUGCUGAGUACAACCAGGUAUACAACCCUGAUUCAGAUUUUACAGCCUUGCCCCACUAUCAGAGCUGUGUCAGAAGCCUUGGACCAGAGCAACCCCUCAUAUACAGGUGGGCAGGUGGGCUAGGCCCACUGGGGUUUCAUUACAGUUCAUUUGCCCUUUGGCCUAGUCCAGAAACCAUCUGAUCUCUCAUGAAGAGAAAGGUUAGGAAGGAAGGGUAUUGAAUCAGAUCUUAACUUCAGUUUUGAAUCAGUGUUCAAAAUAAGCAAGGUGGAGAUCCUGUGGCUUCUUUAGAAGAGAGAAGGGGAACCCUAAGCAGCCCUAGGGAGACUGCGGAAGCGGGAACAGAUCACUGAGGGCACGCAUGGCCAUACGGCGAUCACUGAGGGCACGCAUGGCCAUACGGCGUGUGGAAAGGCUCUUGCCCUUCGCUGUGUGUUUGAGAUGUUCGUGCCCAUCCUUCUGCCAGCACAGCUGCUGUGUUUCCAACCUGGGCAAUACUUGGCAUGAAAACUGUGACAAGAAUACUUUGUUUUCCUUGAUCUUAACCAGAUAAAAAUUUGGGUAUUUUUAAUACAACCUUAGCCCAUUCUUUACAACCUAGUCCUAAGCCAGGCCUGCUCCUUGGCUACGGUGGUGGCAGUGGACCAUAUCAACCUGGUAACAGUCACAAAUGAAAGAAAUGUGGCCUCUCUGCCAGAUUAAGUUACUUAACAGUGUUUUUCACUAAUUUAAACAUUAGAGAAGAUCCCCCGCCCCCAAAGGGGCACAAAUGAAAUGCUAUGCUAUUGAAAACUACCUAAAUGCUGACUCAGUGGAGCAGAGAGAGAAAAGGCGAUGUCCAACAUUUGAGACCUUCAAACUAAUACACAGACUUACACAAGGAAUGAAAAGACCAUCUACAGUCAUGCUAGGGUAGAAUAGAACUUCUCAUCAAAAGCCACUUCUUUUUCUCGAUUACUAGUACAGGAAAAGUCUUACUUUGCCUGCAUUUGUGCUCGGCCUCUCAGUGAAUGCUAAAGCAGAAAUACGUGGAGUCUGUGGAUUCUUUAAACCUGUGUGGUAAUUCAGCAGCAUUACAUUAACUGUGGAAGGCUUUCUGUAUAGUUCUCAAGUAUCUGUGUGUAAUGAGUGGUCUUUGUUAAACAUGUAUUCUGUAAAGUGCCAUAGUCUUUUUAUGUGUAGCAUAUUUAAAUAUAUAUAUAUAUAUAUAUCACAUACACAAGUUUAUCUGAAAGAUGUGCAAUAACAAAGGUGUAUGUAUGUUUUGUUUGGGGAAACUGGACAUGCUUCAAAACAGGGAUGUUUCUGUUUUGCAAAGGAAAACUAGACAUAUUUGCCUUCGUGGCUAGCCACUAGUCCAUAACAAUUCUAAUGCUACACAAACCUUAUGUGAAGAAAAGACUGGUGUGAACUCAUUUUUCCUGGGUCUAAAUAAACACGAUCACUAUAUUUAUGGGAGGCCCAGUCAAUGCUAGUCUUUCGUGUAAAAUGUGAAGCUGCCAUGUUGCCUUUUCUGUUAGCCUGAUACCUAGGAGCUGGCAUAGACUAAGAAGCUAUCCUGGAUGUGCUUUUGUAGACUAUUAAUGCUUGGCCACUAUACUUAAGGGCUAGUCUCACCCUUCUUAGCCAACAGUCUGGCUUAGGACAGACUGUCCUGUGCAAUAACAUGUGGCUGCUAGAAAUCCCGGGCCUGCAUUUGUGUUUAGGGAAGAACUGCAGGGAUGAGCGGGACUUCUGAGACUGUGGGGAACUCCUUCUAUAGCCAAGGGGCCUGAGGGCUGUGAAGGAGCUCAGCACAGCCGGACGUUCAAUAGCCACUUGAGCCAAAUACACAGCGGAUGGACUCAAUUGGAGCCUUCAUAUGUGUGGUUAUCCUGUUCUGUUAUAAACUAGUACAUUGUUUGUCUAGUAUUGAUUAGGAUUCUGUACAUAGGAUUUCACAGUGUUCUCCCUUUCCCCCGAGAUCUGAAUUAAAUCAGAUUUUGCAAACUCA
Messenger RNA from Myodes glareolus (Bank vole), 4439 nucleotides. NCBI's taxonomy places the organism in Eukaryota, Metazoa, Chordata, Mammalia, Rodentia, Cricetidae. The record is from RefSeq and is a predicted model, not a curated record.